This is a messenger RNA of Suillus subaureus, 568 nucleotides long. RefSeq lists its product as uncharacterized. The annotation marks the transcript as partial. NCBI's taxonomy places the organism in Eukaryota, Fungi, Basidiomycota, Agaricomycetes, Boletales, Suillaceae. The transcript has 3 exons. The record is from RefSeq and is a predicted model, not a curated record.
UUCAUCCUCAACCUUCCAUAUACAGGAGCAGGAAUCCCAGGACACUUGUGCUAACUACCUGAUUGGCACCAAGGUCCAUCCUGACAAUUUCCUCCUCAAUGGGUGGGCUUUGGCCUAUCACCCUGGGGUCAUGACAAAUUUCCACCAUGACUCAGACAGAGGUGUCACUUUUGUCCAGCCAGUACUGGGCAAAAAAGUGUGGAUUAUGGCCUUCCCCAAAAACAAGAAGAUUUUGCACACAACAUUCUUGGAACAUUCCUUACAGCUAACAAAUCUUCUUGAAAAAUGCAACAAGGUCAAGGCCAACCAGGAUAUGGAGGUGGUCACUCUUCUGGAGGGGGACUUAUUCACUGACAAGAAAAAGUCCUACACAACAAGUAUAACCAAGCCCAUGCUCACAAUUUCUAAACUGGUCAUCAAACAUUUCUGGAAUGACAUGGACAAAGCAAGUUCAGUGUAUCAUUUUGGGCCCAAUAAACACCCAGGUGUCCAGAGUCUAACACACCCAGGAGAGCUUGUCAAUAGAGAAGAACUUGUGAAGUGCUUACAAUGGUUCACAAACUUCUAG